AGAUUUAACUUUGUCCUAGACGUAUAUGCAUGACGUAACAGUCUUUCGCAGUUUGCCUAGUGGCCAUUUUGUUUUCAAUCGCACGGCUGAUUAAGGUGUCCAUCUGUCCAUUCAGCCUGGCGAGAGAAGCAUUCAAGCGCAACAAUGGAUUCAAAGCGGCAUGAACGCAGCUCCAAGUCCAAUACAGACUCACCGCCUGCUCCGCCUUCGCCUCCUAUGUAUAGCACAUCUUACACAGCAUAUGACGGGUACAAAAACAGAAUGUCGUCGCGCCGUUCGCCCUCGCCUUCGGACUAUAGAAGCAGUAGAACCUCUCGAAAUGACUCGCCACAGGAAAGACGUAGAAGAAGACGCAGUGGUUCUAAAUCUCCCCUGAGUAGAUCGCACAGACGAUCGCGUUCGCCUGACAGAGACAAGGAUCGAGAUAGGGAUAGAGAAAGAGAUAGAUCGCGAAAAUAUUCUAGAAGAGACAGAUCAAGAUCCAGAUCAAGAGGAAGAUCGCGCUCUAGAGAUAGAAGACGUAGCCGUAGUCGUAACAGAAGCAGAGACAGACACAGAGGCAGAGAAAGCCGUAGAUACCAUAGAGCGCCGUCGUACGAAUCCGACAUUGCAGAAGAUAAUACAGAAGCAGCAAUAUCACAACCAGUCAUUCCUCCGCAAUCUAACGCUUUUAAAAACGACGGUAGCUUUAUGGAAAUGUUCAAAAAGAUGCAAGAACAAAUGCAACCUACACAAAAACCGACGACUUCUGUUUUAGAAGAGAAGAGUGUAGUUCCCCCACCUUUGAUGGUAGGAAAGAGGCGAGGAGGGAGGAUUUUAAAAACUGGAAUGGUUGCUAAACCAAAGACUGAACAAACUGUUGAACAGCCCAAGGAUGCUUGGUCACUUUACAUGGCUGAAGUAAAAAAAUAUAGGGAAGUUUGUUGUCAAGAAGAAGACAACACCAGGCCACUGGUCAAAUAAUUGAUUACAAAAAUUUUCUUUUCAAAAAUUCUAGUUCAAUGACUUCACAAUUACACUUAAGCAAAGAAAAACUAUUGAUCAUGUUAUUUCAAACUUUAAAGAGCUGCCAUGUAAGAUGUUUUGUUACUUAGACAAUUGUGCUGUCCAGAAAAGUUUAUAGAUGAUAAAUUCCUUUCUCUUUUUUUUUUACAAUAUGAAAUGUACUAAUGCGUUUAUCAGAAGUUACGAAUGCACGGUACCAGAUUAUUAACUAUUUUGACUCGAGAAGUGUCGUUAAAUAAUACGAAAAUAAAAAGAUGACUGUAGUGGAGAAUUAACUAUUAUUUGUGAUAGUGUUAAGUGGUGCAAGAGACAAACGGACUAAAGCGAGAGACGCAUAGAGAGUUUGCCUUUGGGGAGAAAGGGUGGGUGACAAAUGUAGGUCAUUCAAUAAAUAUAAUAGAUUAAGUAA
This is a messenger RNA of Hylaeus anthracinus, 1414 nucleotides long. RefSeq names its product cytochrome c oxidase subunit 6B2-like. The record is from RefSeq and is a predicted model, not a curated record. NCBI's taxonomy places the organism in Eukaryota, Metazoa, Arthropoda, Insecta, Hymenoptera, Colletidae. Gene Ontology annotation, cellular component: mitochondrion; respiratory chain complex IV. Gene Ontology annotation, molecular function: 3'-5' exonuclease activity; 5'-3' exonuclease activity. The transcript is spliced from 2 exons. The coding region runs from base 145 to 963 and encodes 272 amino acids.